Molecule: messenger RNA, 5246 nt
Organism: Heterobilharzia americana
Lineage: Eukaryota; Metazoa; Platyhelminthes; Trematoda; Strigeidida; Schistosomatidae
Source: the annotation of a GenBank genome assembly
GGACAAUUAACGCGGUUGUUGUGGUCGAUAAGCAGGGUCAUGUUUACUCGGUGUUUGAGGUUAUUACGAGCAAACAGGUUAAUGAAAGAUUCAGCCUUGCAAUGUUUAGUUCCACUCAGGUGGAUGUCAUCACUUCCGUUUGGAAAUGUACGCACAUCGUAUUUGGUCUUCGAAUACUUUUUCAGAAAAUACGACUUGCUCAGUGGGGUGUUUUCAUUGGUUUUACGGGUUUGGUUGCUGGAGGGGCGAUAUACAUGUCAAAUGACCUCAAAAAAGCCGAGUCGUCAAACAAAUCAUUUGGUCGCCCUAAAAUCGGUGGGGAUUUUAACCUGAUUGAUCAUCAUGGAAAACCAUGCACAUUAGCUGAUUUUUGUGGAAAAUGGGUUCUGUUGUACUUUGGAUUUUGUCGUUGUCCGGAUAUUUGCCCGGAACAAAUAGAAAGGCUUGUUGAAGUGUGUGACAGAAUAAUGCUCACUAAAAAAUCCAAAUAUCCUUUGGUCCCGGUAUUUAUGACCGUUGACAGUGAACGUGAUACCCCGGAUGUUGUGGAUAAAUAUAUUAAAGAAUUUUCACCAAAUCUAGUUGGUCUCACCGGCUCUAAGGAAGAAAUCGAUAAGGCUGCUAAAGCAUUCCGCAUUUAUUACAGUGCUGGUCCAAAAGAUGCUGAUGGUGAUUAUAUCGUAGGUUUCACUGAUAUUUCAUUUUGUAGCACGUUAACAGAUUGUGAUAACUAGUAUGAAGGUUAUGCUCGAGUUUUGAGUGUUUUGGUUACAGCCUUCAGCUUUUCACUGAAUGAUUUUCAACUAAAAUCUGCUUGAAAUCGCAGCCAAGCUAGUAAAAUCCAGUCGACUUUGAGAAAUAUCGACCAAAAGUGCACAAAUUAGCAAAUAGUAUACAAGUCAGGCAAUCGACAAUAUGUGUAAUACAUUACACGAAAUCUAGCUUACUGUCUGUCACACUGGUGGUUUGCUCAUCCUUCAUCAAGGGAAGUUUCGCUUGUCACCUUUGAACAAAGAACUUCAUCUUCAAUUUUUUUGGAUUCCAUCACCAGUCACUAUCCCUCAUUCUAAUCAACACUGCCAAUUAGUUUUCAGGAUAAUCUCUUUGUGAUCGUUAAUAUUACAUAAUCCAUUUGCAUGUACAUUAUCAUUAUGCGAUCGCAUUGAGUUGCCAUUUUGCAUUUUCGUGCACCAAUUGCAAAUCUUAUGUAUAGGAAGAUCUUUUAAUGCCUAUUUUCAUCUCCAAUCACCUGUAGCGUAUUUAUCAUAAUCAUCAAUCCAAGAAGUAUACGUAUACACACAAACUAAUCUCUGACAUUUUUACGUGGUACAGAGAAUUACAAAAUAACCCAUAUUCAAAGCCGAUUUUUAGGUGGGUGUAUAUGCACGUUUAAAAGCAAACUUUUAUUAGUGCUAUUAUAACAGCUUCUCGUUUGAAAAAGGUUGAUUGUCAUCUCCUAUAUUCACACGUGGUCACCAAAUUGUCUUAAUCGUAUAAGCAAAAUAGCUCUUGUUUGCACUUUCGUAUCUGAUAUUUUAAUUCGGACGAGACAGACAGAUAGAUACAGACAAAUCGAUAUAGAAUCUCCCCCAUGGGCACAUCAGUUCAAGUUGCCGCACUUCACAGUAAUGUGCAAGGAACAAGUGGAUAGAAAAGAUUGAUGUCAAAAAAGACAAAAAGGUAUAUGGAAGGAGAGGAAAUUUAAAAGUUAAGGUUAUUCAAAACAUCCAAGCUUUGGAAAACAUCAAAGAGUGAAUACAUCUGCGCCAUUGUGACUGAUUUCCAACCAUGUCACAGAGAAUCCUCAACCACCGAUUUUUAUGGUUCCGAGGACUCCAACCAGGUAGUCUGGAUCUCCCAACACGAUUGAGACCAACCAUCAGCGACUUCAUCGACUGAUGCCAGGUCUUGAUCUGGUCACCCUGAACCCUGUCCCAACCCAAUCCAGCUUCCCGUAUCAUGGGAUAUCCAGGUCUCCGUAAUCACAGUCAACCAGAUGACCUCCAGUGAAGGCAGACAGGUUUACGUCCAUCAGUACGUCUAUGAGGAAGUUAAAUAGAAACUGUGACAGUGAUCAUCCGUGGUGGAUACCACUAGUUGUCGUCAAUUCAGAUGACAACUUUCCAUAAGCCCUUAAGUGGCUGCUUGAAUUCAAGUAGAGGGCUUUGAUAAGUUUUGUAUACUUGCUCGGUACUCCUUUCACAGCCCCGCAUUGUCACAACAUCUUACUGUCGACAAAGUUGAGUACUGUUUUCAGAUCAGGAAAUAUGACCAGUGUCGGCGGCCGGUAAGCAUGAUUGUGUUCCAAAACCUGUCAGAGGGUGAAAAUAUGAUCAAUGCAUCCUCGUCCAGGUCUGAAACCUGCCUGGUUUUCCCAACUUGGCUGUUCUCGAGCUCCAAUUAGCCGUCGAAUAACUAUUGACCCUAGGAUCUUGAACACAAUAAUCAAACUAAUUUUCCUAUGGUAUUCACAAAAAAUUUCGCCCCCUCUUUAUAGACUGGGAUGAUCAGUGAAGCAGACAAAUCUCAUACGUCACUUAGUACCGCCGUUGGUGUGAUAAGCGAUUUCCUACCACCAUUCUUGAAAACUUCAGGUGAAAAACCGUCAGGUCCAGCUGCUUUGCAUAGUUUAGAUUCGAAACUGCUUUCUCAACUUUGAUAAGAGUCGGAGGACUGACAUCUACAUCCCAGCUGGCUUGCCAACAUUGAGAUCUAAUAUUUCGUCUUUAUUAUUAUUGUCGUUAUUGGUUGUAUAAACUUGUGUGAAAUAUUGUGUUCUGUUUAGUUAACUUAGGUAUAGUUUUCCCGUUCAAGACUAUUAGGAAUUAAGGAUACUCAAGAUGUGUUGAUAGCCUAAGGUGAAGCACGAGUACGUUAUGUAGGUGAUUAGCUGUACGGUCAAAGGACUAUAUAGAGACCGGUCUUUUAUGAAAAACUGCAGUGGCAUGAAGCAAUGGACUUUUCUGAGAGACAUUGAAACAUUUCGAAUAUUUACUCACCAUUUGUUUCUAUGUAACGAUAGGUGAACUGCGUUAAUAUUGAAAUGGUUGAUUAAUCACAAGUUGCUAACGUUUGUAAAGACGAUCCAUCUUCGUGUAAGAGUACCGAUGGGUUGGUGAAAUUUGACUUCUUUUUUUAUCUAUUACUUAAUGUCAACAUUCUUUGUUGUUGCAGUUUAUCAUGAGAAGUUGGUGUUAGAUUUUUUAACGUUGAUAUCGUGACGUCGAAAACUUGUAACAUUCCUCUUUGUAGCAAUAAUGAAAAUAUACCCAUUUAUGAGUUGCCAGUUGAAAUUACUAUAUAAUCAUUUCCAGUGCUUGAUAUGUAUGUUAUUUGAUUUGCGAUGCUAGUUUGCGCAAUAUUCUUGAUCUGCAUAUUCGAAAGUUCCUGAAUCUGUCGUGUUCAUUCACACUAAAUUAUCUUUCGAUUCGUGAUGUAGGGUGCACUGGAAAGUAGAUAUGCGUUUUGUACCUGUCAAAAAUGUAUGAUGGUACUUCAGGGCUGGUUUGUACCAACUCCCAGUUUCUGAAUAUACGAAAUGAAGUGGUAGGCCAGUUUAGCAUUUGCCAUCUGACACUAUCUCUGAUGACGGCAAGACAUCUAAGUACCUUUUAAAAAACGAGUAUGUCACGCUUCUCUCCACUCUAUUCUAUUACAUGAAUGUGGGACGUGGUCGUCGAAAGUGGGUUGGACCAUAGGUGUUUUCGUAGCAUCGCACAUGUAUGGUAGAAUCACUGUGUCAGGGAUGUCCAGGUUAGACAGAUGGUUAAAUGCAAGUCAGCCAAUGAGGUUGUGAACCUCUAUCGUUGGAGUUGGAUACGUUUUCCGCAUACCGAGUCACUACCUAUGUCGAUGGUUCAGGAUAGUAAGGCCAAGACAUGGUAUCAGUCCAUGAAAGAUUUAACCGUUGGUGUGAGUCGUGUAGGCUCGUAGAGACGCGAUAGGAAUAAAUGAUUUAGAACUCUUGGUGACAUGACUGAUGCGGUUGUGAACCUUCAUCAAUUGAGAUGGCCAUGACAUGUGUUACAUAUGCCUAACCACCGUCUGCUUCGUCACGAUGUUGGCCGAAGUGGGUUCAGACUGGAUAAAGGCUCGAGGUGGCCAGACUAUAACAUGACAUCAAUGAAUGAAGUCGUUGACUGUUCGUUUCAGCUAUGUAGGGCGAUGACGACUAGCCGGUUGAGGUCCGCGGGACAAGAGGAACCAGUGGUUGGAGAAUCUAGGUGAUACAGCUGAAAACCGAUAUCAGUGGCGCAGAUGUAUGCACACAUUAUCCUCACAUUAACCUCUAUACUUAAUCCCAUCAUCUCACUCGUCCUUCCUCUCUUUUACUACUUUCUACCUCUGCUUCCUUUGACCAAUUUUUUCCCUUCACCUUCCAUUUUAUUGUCUUUUUACUUAAUGUGCUGAUAUGAGGUGUGGCAAUCUGUAUCGUUACACAGUAAUGCCUAGUCCUGUGUUGAUCUUGAUGUUAAUGACUGAAAAUCGGUCACAACAACACAGCUAUAUACACUGUGUGACAUCUUCGAAAGUUUGGACAUUUCUAGUAAUCCUCAUUUAUUUCUUAUCUCUUCUUCCAUCCACUGUUAUCUACCUUUAUGCCAAUCUGUUUCUGUCCACUUGUUGUUUCCGGGCUGUUGUGAAGUGUGGCAACUUGAACCGAUGUACUUUAUCCAGACUGUACAUUGAUUUGUGUGACUCUAUCAUUGUCCAUAAAGCUUCACUAAUGUGACUAACUUAAUUCAAGGAGAAGACAAUAUAUAGAGAAUUCAAAUGAUUGGGUUAAAUUUCAUUUUAAACUGCUUCGUUUUUGUCUACUGUUUCGUGCUCCAGGUUGAUCACACUGUUGUCAUGUACUUACUGGAUCCAAAAGGACAAUUUUCCGAUUAUUAUGGGCAAAUUAAACCAGUACAAGAAAUAGCACGAAGUAUUGUCGAUAAGAUGGAUGCAUACAAAGACUAAUGCGAUAUAUAUCUAUGUAUGUCUAUUCCUUAGCAAUGUGUAUAGUGUAGAAUUGCUAGAGUGUGUGUAAAACAUUUAUAUAUCCAGUUAUCAUGUAUACAUCCUCUUUUUGUAUGUAAAUUUUUUUCGCUUCGUAGAAUGUACUACAUGUUUUUCUAUCACUAUGUAUUUAAUUAAUUAACUCAUUUUCUCUUUAUGCAAUCAAUAGUUCCUAGUCUGUUUCAGUUUGCCUAUUAUAUUUUUAAUAAUUUAAAUAUAUCUUUGUUUUUGACUUUAAAUCCUGG